CAAGGAUCCUAGAGUUUAUAAGAUUCAUAUUUUUGGAUCGAGAAUUUUCGACUUGAACUCUGGUAAGCUGCCAUUGUGGUCUGACGUGACCAAAGCUGUUCUAAAGAGCUUCGUAGACUGUAAACUGUGUAUCUUAUGAGAUUAAGUGCGCUCCCCCGGGCUUCGGUCUGGGCUCAAUGUCGAGGAAUCUCAGAUCGUGCUCUGAAAGUACCAAGACAACCGCAGACGCGGCCUUCGCUCAUUCGUGCUUGCAAAGGCUUGAGGCAACCAUGGCAUAAUAAUCAGCGAGUAGUUGGGUUUCACGAGGCCAAACCUCGAUCUUUGCCCCCGGCCACCCAGGAUUUGGACUCACCAUCACCCUACAAACCACCUGAGACAGGACUGUUGUCGAAACUCCCAGCCUCAUGGGUUCCUUAUGCUGAGCUGAUUCGACUUGACAAGCCUGCUGGAACCUAUUAUCUGUUCUUCCCAUGCUUCUUUUCUACUCUCAUGGCUGCCCCAAUAGCUAUGCCAAUGGCGACUCCAGGCUCUGUCAUUGGAACAUCACUCCUUUUCUUCUCUGGAGCUCUCAUCAUGAGAGGUGCUGGAUGUACUAUCAAUGAUCUAUGGGACCGCAACCUCGAUCCUCAUGUCUCAAGAACUCGACUCAGGCCGAUUGCUCGUGGUGCGAUCACACCGUUCAAGGGACUUGUUUACACCGGGGUUCAGCUGUUUGCCGGGCUUGGGAUAUUGCUCCAAUUUCCCUUGCCUUGCCUCUUUUACGGCGUCCCCAGCUUGCUCCUGGUAGCCAGCUAUCCUUUGGCCAAGAGAGUUACUUAUUACCCUCAAGCAGUUCUCGGCUUCACCUUCUCGUGGGGCGCUAUUAUGGGUUUCCCGGCUCUUGGAAUCGACCUGCUGUCACAUACCCCAGCCUUGACUGCUGCAGCCUGCCUAUAUGCUUCAAAUAUUGCAUGGACAAUAUUAUACGACAUGAUAUAUGCUCAUAUGGACAUUAAGGACGACGUGAAGGCGGGAAUCAAGAGCAUUGCACUGAAGCAUGAUGCUGAGACUAAGCAAGUGUUGACUGGCUUGGCUGCCGUACAAAUCUCUCUUUUGGCUGCGGCCGGAUUUGCAGCCGGUGCUGGUCCCGCGUUCUUUAUUGGAAGCUGUGGAGGAGCUAUGGCCACGCUUGGUAUUAUGAUCAAGCGAGUCAAUCUCAAAGAUGUCAAGGAUUGUUGGUGGUGGUUCAUCAACGGGUGCUGGAUCACCGGUGGCGUGAUCAGCCUGGGCCUAGCUGCGGACUACACUCUCAGAUAUGUCCAGGGACCUGAGGACGACACCAAGUUAGAGAACUGAAUGCCGGAAGGUAUGAAGCAUGUAAAACAAUUGUACAAUAAUGUCAUCAUAUAUGGAGAUAUGGGUUCAGACCCCAAAGAAUCCACCUCACGCGGCGUGCACAUCGUUGUUUUGUUCGUCGAAGACUUUGUGAUCUAUUUUCCCUUUUUUCAGACCUCGUCUCCCAUGAUCAGAUCCCUAACCAGUAAUGCCGAUGCAAGCAAUCCGAAUAGACUCCACGUGUCGAAAUAUGACUUUGUUUCCAUCCGCGAGCCCUUCGCUUAAGAACGGGGCUUCUCCUUCUUCUCCUUCCACAGAGCGAGCAGACCGACACCAGAGACCUUGACGACCUUGAAUCGAACACCGGGAAUAUCAC
Molecule: messenger RNA, 1690 nt
Organism: Fusarium verticillioides 7600
Lineage: Eukaryota; Fungi; Ascomycota; Sordariomycetes; Hypocreales; Nectriaceae
Product: 4-hydroxybenzoate hexaprenyltransferase
Exons: 2
Coding region: 136-1335 (399 amino acids)
Biological process (GO): ubiquinone biosynthetic process
Cellular component (GO): mitochondrial inner membrane
Molecular function (GO): 4-hydroxybenzoate polyprenyltransferase activity
Source: RefSeq, a predicted model, not a curated record